Molecule: messenger RNA, 1390 nt
Organism: Alosa alosa (allis shad)
Lineage: Eukaryota; Metazoa; Chordata; Actinopteri; Clupeiformes; Clupeidae
Gene: ccr6b
Product: chemokine (C-C motif) receptor 6b
Exons: 2
Coding region: 51-1169 (372 amino acids)
Biological process (GO): G protein-coupled receptor signaling pathway; immune response; chemotaxis
Cellular component (GO): membrane
Molecular function (GO): chemokine receptor activity
Source: RefSeq, a predicted model, not a curated record
CAUAUUUCUAUCAUUUGUGGAUAUUAGCCUACCAGUGACUUGGUGCGCAGAUGUAUUCCUAUCUAGAAAAUGGAACGGAGGAAUAUGAUGAUUAUUAUGGUGAUGAUGAUGAUAAUGGGCCAUGUGAUUUCAACAGCAACCACAGCAUGGAGAUGAUCAUUCAGACAUAUAUUUAUGUGCUUAUCUGUGUCUUGGGUCUUCUGGGCAACAUCAUGGUAAUUGUAACAUAUGCGUUUUACAAGAAAGCCAAGUCCAUGACCGAUGUCUACCUUCUGAAUGUGGCUAUUGCUGACCUCAUCUUUGUGAUAGCCCUUCCUCUGAUCAUCUACAAUGAGCAUAACAACUGGCACAUGGGCACUGUGGCAUGCAAGCUCCUGAGGGGGGCCUACAGCAUCAACCUCUACAGCAGCAUGCUCCUCCUGGCCUGCAUCAGUGGUGAUCGCUACGUGGCCAUCGUUCAGGCCAGGAGGUCUUUCGGUAUCCGCUCUCGCACUCUGGUGUACAGUCGGGUCAUCUGCCUCAGCAUCUGGUUCCUUGCUGUAAUCCUGUCCAUUCCCACCAUCAUGUUCAACCAGCGCUAUGAGGAACGUAGCCCUGGACAGGAGGAAGUCACUUUUGAAUGUGACUUUAAAUUCACUGACAAUGACACAAGCACAGCGCAGCUGAUGAAAGUGCUGCUUCCCAGCAUGCAGGUGUCUGUGGGGUUCUUUUUCCCCCUGCUGGUCAUGGGAUUCUGCUACUCCUGCAUCCUGGCCAUUCUCCUCCGGGCUCAGAGCUUCCAGAGACACAAGGCUGUGCGUGUGGUGCUGGCUGUGGUCUUCGUGUUUGUUGCCUGCCAUCUGCCCUACAACGUGGUUCUGCUCUACCACACGACCCGCCUGUUCAAGGUGGGCCGGGAGUGUGCGAGAGAAAAAAUGAUAUUGAUGACCAUCUCGGUGACCAGAAGCUUGGCCUACCUCCACUGCUGCCUCAAUCCUAUCCUGUAUGCCUUCAUUGGGGUGAAGUUCAGGAACCAUUUCCAGAAGAUUCUGGUCGACUUAUGGUGCCAUGGAAAGAAGGACCUUUACACAAGCCGUUCUUCAAAACAUACAUCUGAGCUCUAUGUAUCAGCCCCAUACAAGUCACGCGAGGUGUCCAACAACGAACACCAAUCAUCAUUUACUAUGUGAGACACAACCUCACAGUGUCUGUAUUCUUUGCAAUUGCAUGUUGGCAUGUUGGCGACUGUGUAUCACCCAGAUGUGUGGCUAAAAGAGUUCGCAAAUGUGACAAAGUUGUGUGCAAGCAGCUUCAAUACCGGAAGUUUGUUGUCGUGUAAACAUGUUUUGUAAACAAAAUAGUGUGGGUUGUUGUCCAUCACAUCCUUUAAUGUGAAGAGUGUUGAAGUGAA